Abrus precatorius (Indian licorice) is the source of this 414-nucleotide messenger RNA. RefSeq lists its product as uncharacterized. The transcript has a single exon. The record is from RefSeq and is a predicted model, not a curated record. The coding region runs from base 1 to 414 and encodes 137 amino acids. Lineage: Eukaryota; Viridiplantae; Streptophyta; Magnoliopsida; Fabales; Fabaceae.
AUGUUUGGACGUCCACCACCCUCCAUCCCUCAAUUGUUGCUCAAUGACACAUCUAAUGCUACUGUUCAAUUCGAGCUGUCCAACAGGGAGGAAAUUCUACGCAAACAUCACACAAACCUGCAUAAAGCUGAAUUGGCAAUGAAACGCUGGGCUGAUUCCAACCAUCGUGACCUACAAUUCGCAGUGGACGAUUGGGUCUAUGUUCUACUUCAUCCUAGAAGACAAAUAUCACCUACCGGGGGACGCUUUAGCAAGCUCUACAAGCGUUACUUCAGUCCAUUCAAAAUCACACAAAAGAUCAAGGAAGUUGCUUAUAAAUUGGACUUACCUCCUGCUGCAAAAAUACACAACGUAUUGCCUCUUAAAACCUCAUCUCGGACCGUCCCCAGCUCAACCUUUUCCCCUACCUCCUGA